Molecule: messenger RNA, 1056 nt
Organism: Tricharina praecox
Lineage: Eukaryota; Fungi; Ascomycota; Pezizomycetes; Pezizales; Pyronemataceae
Exons: 4
Coding region: 1-1056 (351 amino acids)
Source: RefSeq, a predicted model, not a curated record
AUGCUCGGCCUUCUACUAUUGCUAUGCCUCCUCUUCGCACCGCAGUGCGCGGCACACAUGGUGAUGUCGGAGCCGCCGCCCAUAAACUACAAGACCAACCCGCACUACAACACGGCAAAGGCGGAUUUCGACUACACCGCGCCGCUGUCGCCGUCCGGCUCGAACUAUCCGUGCCGCGGCCACCUGAAGGAUCUCGACACGCCCGAGGGUGCGAGUGUGAGGGACUAUGCGCCCGGUGGGACUUAUGAUCUCAAGAUUGACGGAGGAGCGGCGCACGGCGGCGGGUCGUGCCAGGUGUCGUUGUCGUUCGACGGGGGCGUCUCGUACACGGUUAUUAAAUCGUACAUUGGAGACUGCCCCCAUGCCAGUGGAGGUGGCGCCUUCCAGUUCACUAUUCCCCAGGGAACGCCGGCCGGCACGGCGGUGUUUGCAUGGACGUGGUUUAAUCAGAUAGGAAAUCGGGAAAUGUACAUGAACUGCGCCGUCGUAACGAUCACGGGCGGCAGCUCACGGAUCAAGCGGGCGCUCACUGGGCCGGCCGUAUUCGUCGCCAACGUUGGCAACGGCUGCACCACAGCCGCAGGCACCGACGUGGUAUUCCCCGAUGCGGGCGAAGACGUCGCGUUCGCCGGCGACGCGGGGAAACGCGCGGACCCCGUCGGCACGUGCAACGGCAAGUCGUUCACGGGCGGGGGCGCAACAGGCGGCGGCACGACUGGCGGGGGUACGGGAGGCGAUACUGGCACCGGAACGGGAACCACCGGAGGAGGAGGAGGAGGUACGGGCACUGGUACAGGCGGGACUACAGUGGUCACGGGAGGUGAGAUUCCUGAAGCGACCACUAUACGUGAAGCCACUACAAUCCUUGAAACCGUGACGGCCACUGAGCCGUUUUUUCCGCACGGAGACCACGAUGGUGGCCGGCGGCGUGGUCACGCGCACACAGACUGUGGUCACGGCGGGUGUUUUUACGCGCACGAGGACGGCCGGCGGGACCGCCGCUACAAAUACCCCGUCUCCUUCGCCAGGUAUUAUUUUGUGCCGCCUGGUUGUUGA